GACUCUCUCAAAUUCGAACGGAGUCUGAAUUCAACAUUUUAUAAUCCCUACAUAGGAUCACAUUGGCUAGCUUUUUCUUAAAUCAACCAAUCCAAACCGAUCGCCAAAAAAAAAAAAAAAGAAAACAAAAUGGCGACAACGCUAUUCCGCACAGCUCCGGCCGCCCGAGCAUCUCUGCGCGCCGCCCGCUCCACCAAGCCCGGCGUCGCCGCUCUAACCACCUCCUUCGUGCGCGGGAAGGUGACCCUGCCCGAUCUGCCCUACGACUACGGCGCCCUCGAGCCCUACAUCUCGGGCAAAAUCAUGGAGCUGCACCACAAGAAGCACCACCAGACCUACGUCAACGGGCUGAACAACUGCCUCGAGACCAUCUCCACCCACGCCAAAACCGACCCUCUACGGACCGCCGCCACCGCCUCCCUCCUCAACUUCCACGGCGGCGGCCACAAGAACCACUCCUUGUUCUGGGAGAACCUCGCCCCCGCCUCCCAGGGCAGCGGCGGCGGUGAGCCGUCCUCGGGCACCCCCCUGAGAGCGGCGAUCGACCGGGACUUCGGCUCGUUCGAGGCGCUGCAGAAGCAGAUGAACGCCGUGCUGGGCGGCAUCCAGGGCAGCGGGUGGGCCUGGCUGGUGAAGGACCGGUUCGCGGGCACCCUGCACGUCGUCGCCAAGGCGAACCAGGACCCCGUCCUCGACGCGCUGGUCCCCCUGCUCGGCAUCGACGCCUGGGAGCACGCCUAUUACCUCCAGUAUGAGAACCGCAAGGCCGAGUACUUCGACGCCAUCUGGAACGUCAUUAACUGGGAGACUGUUGCCAAGAGGAUGGAGGGUGCGAAGGCGUGAAAAGGAGAGAGAGAAAAAACAAACAGGAGAGAAGAGAAGAGUGCCGGGGGGAGGGGAUGACGAAAGCUCAUUCGUUCGUUCGUGUAGAUUAACGUAGGUAUUGACGGAAUGCCGAGCUAGGUUCCAGUUGAAUGCAAAUGCAAUCAAUGCGCACACUGAUCAUUCGUGAUUCGAUCUGUGUUACACGUAAGGGAGUAGUCAGUGCCAGUCUUUAUCUAAAU
Hypoxylon fragiforme is the source of this 1064-nucleotide messenger RNA. RefSeq names its product iron/manganese superoxide dismutase domain-containing protein. The record is from RefSeq and is a predicted model, not a curated record. Gene Ontology annotation, biological process: superoxide metabolic process. Gene Ontology annotation, cellular component: mitochondrion. Gene Ontology annotation, molecular function: metal ion binding; superoxide dismutase activity. Lineage: Eukaryota; Fungi; Ascomycota; Sordariomycetes; Xylariales; Hypoxylaceae. Bases 130 to 843 code for a protein of 237 amino acids. The transcript is spliced from 2 exons.